AUGGCUAGUCCAUCUGCAACCCCGACACCGUCUCCUUCAACCCCAGAUUCGUUCGACAGCUCUGAUGCGGCCACCACUUCAGAUCUCGCCGUCAAGAUCUCAAACUCGAUUAGCCUUGCCGCCUGCAUUGCCGUCGUCGUCUCCUAUUUCUAUUUCCGACGCAACAAUAGGCGCAUCAUGCAACGUACAUCACUCGUCCUUGCAGUCUCCAUGGCUUCUGCAGAUUUACUGCUUCAUUUUAUCAACAUUUUCGGUUAUGCACCUCUCCCCAAGAGCGUCUGUGGGUUUGUAGGCGGUUUUCUCUACGCAUGGCCGACAUUGGUCUCGCUCUUCUACUCGUUCUCUAUCGCACUCAACACCCAACUCGCAUUUGUAUUUGGCAAGCGGCCCGGCCAAACCAAACUCAAAUACUAUAUUGGCAUCCCCCUGGCUGUCGCAACUUGUAUCACGGUACCAGCAUUGGCAACCGGCCUCUACGGACAAGAUGAUAAUUGGGAUAUGUGCUGGUACAAUACCCAGGGCAAAACUGCACAGCAAGUGCUUAUCCCAUACGUCUUUACGUUUGCUUUUUGGUGCCUCAUCGUCAUCUUCUAUCUGGUCGUCGCUGCAGUGACGAUUAUCGUGGCAGUCUUCUACACGUCCUCCCGUCUGAACCGUCUGGCAGCAAACUUCACACGAUCAAACAACUCUCGUCCGUCGCAUUCUCAGCCCCAGCCCCGGGCCGCGGCAUCCCUCGGGCAACCGCGGUAUCUCCCACAACGUUCUUAUAUACAGUCCGACCUCGCAAUCACAAAACCGGAAAUGGAGAUAGAGCCCGUCCUGCCUGUGUUGUCAAGGUCGAGUGAUACCCACGAUCGGAGUGGCAAUCAAACCCCCUCACGCGCCCUGUCAUCCCGCCCACCACACGUCCAAGAUGUUCUUCCCCUCUCUCGCCGCUCGUUGGCAAUGCGGGCCCUCGCCAUUCGAUUGAUAGGGUACAUCAUCGUACCCGUCUUAUGCAUCUUUCUCCGGCAUAUCCAGCUCCCGGGGGUGAUCAACGACCUUCUCGCGAAGUCUAACCCGACCAUUGUUGCAAGCAUUCCCGAGAGCGUCACCACCUUUUUCGACACACUCAACGGGCUUGUGGGCACAUUCAGCUCUGUACUAUACGCUCUUGACCCCGCACUACUUGCGCUCUAUUCGCAGCUAUGGCACCAACGUCGUCAAAAGGUUUCUGCCAACGCGACAACCGAUCGUGCGAUCGAACUCAACAAUGCGCGUGAACAAAGUGAAAUUUCAGACUACAAAGAUGCCGACGGCCAGCCUCGCGGCAGUGCAGCUGGCGGCAGCAGUAGUGAUACCAGAAUUGCUCACUUCCGAACCGAAGGGCAGCGGUCAAACCUCUUCCCCUUGCAUAUCGGACGGCUGAAGAAGCAGCGCAAAAUCCCCCGCCAGUCAAUGAUGAUGGGUGAUGGAGUCCUCAUUCAAGUUGAAGUGCAGGUGAAUCGCGACGACGACAUUGGCCGACUGGAGAAUUACCUUGAUGGUUUGUAA
Messenger RNA from Serendipita indica DSM 11827, 1533 nucleotides. The record is from the annotation of a GenBank genome assembly. NCBI's taxonomy places the organism in Eukaryota, Fungi, Basidiomycota, Agaricomycetes, Sebacinales, Serendipitaceae.